Prorocentrum cordatum is the source of this 1326-nucleotide messenger RNA. The record is from the annotation of a GenBank genome assembly. NCBI's taxonomy places the organism in Eukaryota, Dinophyceae, Prorocentrales, Prorocentraceae.
AUGGCGGCAGCAGCCGCGAGCAGGGUGGCCGGCGGCUCGUGUUCCGCAGAAGCAGGACCCACCGAGCCGCUCUGCCACGAGAGUGAGAAGGUGAAGGCCAGUGGCUGGCUGGCGCGGACGCUGAGGCCCAUGGGCGAAGGCUCCCUGCGGGGCUCGGUGCUGACCCUCAUGUCAGCGUCGAUCGGCCCCGGCUCGCUGCUGCUGCCCUACAUGUUCCGGCUGCUGGGCGUCCCCAUGGGCGUGGCGUGCAUCGCCUUCGGCACGUACUGCGGCGCGCAGUCACUGCGGCUCAUCAUGACCGUCGCCCACCUCACGAGGUGCGACUCCUACUCCGCCGGCGUGGCCUGCCUGCUAGGGCCCCUGGCGGGCAACGUGUUGUCCGCCGUCCUCUCUGUGACCAUGGUUCUCGCCACGGGCACGCACCUGAAGUUCCUGGCUGGCCUGCUCCCCUGCCUGCUGCCCGACGCCAGCACCGCGCGCUUCACCGCCAUCGCGCUGGUCUUCCCGCUGUGCGCGGUCCGCGACGUGGGGGCCCUGCGGUACGCCGCCAUGGUGGGGCCCGUCUUCCUCGUGUACGUCACGGUUCUGCUCGUGGUGCGAGCCGCCCUCCCCGGCGCGGCCGGGGCGGACGCCGCCACGGCCUUGAGCCCGGCCGGCGCGGCGGCGGGGCCGAGCUCGUGGGAGGCCUUGAGCGAGCUUCCCCGGGCCUGGUCGAUAGUGCUCAACGCCCUGACGUGCCACCACGUGGCCGUGCCCGUGUUCCGGCAGCUGCACCGCGCUAGGGCGCAGCGCGUGAACAAGAUGAUCCUGCGGUCCGUCACGUUCAUGUCCUCCAUGUACACGCUCAUCGGCCUCGCUGGGUUCGCCUCCCAGGGCGCCGACACUCCAGAGAACAUCCUCCUGGCGUUUCCCGCCACGGACUCGGCCGCGGCGCUCGGGCAGGCGCUCGUCGGUUGCAUCCUGAUGGUCUCGAUCCCGCUCUGCGUGGCCUCGCUCCGGGUCCAGGUGCAGCACCUCUUCCCGCCCGAGCUCGCCCGCAGCCCGACUGGGCACGCGGCCAUCACGGUGCUGCUCCUGCUGCUCCCCACUGGCAUUGGCGCGUUCUUCCCCAACGUCACGUCCAUGCUAGGCGUGGCCUGCGGAUUCGGCAUGGCCUUCUACAUCUUCGUCGUGCCUUCGGUCUGCGUGGUGGCCCUGCGAUGGCGGCCGGGCGCGCACCCGCCGGGGGGCGCGCCACCGUGCGGCCCAGGGGGCGGCGGCCCGCUCCAGGAGACCUCUUGCUGUCCUCCCCCCUCUCGACGCCCCUGCUGGGCCGCGGCAUGGUGA